UUUUCUUAAUCUUCACUCAACAUCUAAUGAAGAAGACCUCGGAAACGGUUCAAAUGUUUUUCAAAAAAAAGAAGAAUAUGUAACAAGAGCAUUUGACCAUACUUUAACAAUUGAUGGAAUUUUUUAUUUUGAGGAACUUGAGGAUACAAAAAUUAACAAUUUAGAAAAAGAAGCCGAAGUCACUCAAACUAAACUAAUUAAAAAAGAAAAUCUACUGAAAGAAAAAGACAGCAACCAAGAAAAAUUACAAAAAGAAGUAAACAAAUUAAAAGCCGAAAUCUUAAUAUCAUAA
This is a messenger RNA of Entrophospora candida, 292 nucleotides long. The record is from the annotation of a GenBank genome assembly. NCBI's taxonomy places the organism in Eukaryota, Fungi, Glomeromycota, Glomeromycetes, Entrophosporales, Entrophosporaceae.